AUGAACGGUUCACCAAGCAGCGCUGGAAUGGGUGAUCAAAUGGGCGUCAAAAUCGAACCAGCGGAAGCCGAGUCGUUAUCCAUAUCCGGAAGUAGCGGCAUUCUUACUCCUAUCAAUCCUUACACCUGCGAUAAGCCUAUUAGUCCUGAACAGGAAGAACUGAUAAAUAGGCUCGUGUCUUUUCAAUGUGAAUUCGAACAACCGAGCGAAGAGGAUCUGAAAAGAAUUACUAAUCAACCAAUGGAAGGCGAAGAUCCAAGUGAUUACAGUUUCAGACAUAUUACUGAAAUCACGAUUCUGACUGUUCAAUUGAUCGUCGAGUUCUCAAAGAGAUUACCCGGUUUUAACGAGUUGUUACGUGAAGAUCAAAUCACUCUGUUGAAAGCAUGCUCCAGUGAGGUGAUGAUGCUACGGAUGGCAAGGAAGUAUGAUGUGCAAACCGAUAGCAUCAUUUUUGCUAACAAUCAAUCAUAUACACGUGACAGUUAUAAUGUUGCCGGAAUGGGAGACACCAUUGAAGACCUUUUGCGAUUCUGUCGACAAAUGUAUGCUAUGAGAGUUAAUAAUGCCGAAUAUGCUUUGCUCACAGCUAUUGUCAUCUUUUCAGAGUACACGCAUGUCUAA
This is a messenger RNA of Trachymyrmex septentrionalis, 624 nucleotides long. RefSeq names its product ecdysone receptor. Gene Ontology annotation, cellular component: nucleus. Gene Ontology annotation, molecular function: ecdysone binding; nuclear receptor activity; RNA polymerase II cis-regulatory region sequence-specific DNA binding. The coding region runs from base 1 to 624 and encodes 207 amino acids. The record is from RefSeq and is a predicted model, not a curated record. The transcript has 3 exons. Gene Ontology annotation, biological process: negative regulation of transcription by RNA polymerase II; cell differentiation; positive regulation of transcription by RNA polymerase II. Lineage: Eukaryota; Metazoa; Arthropoda; Insecta; Hymenoptera; Formicidae.